UCUCCACGGGUGGUAUAUUCGACUCAGAAUUGUUCUUUACUCUGUCCAGUCACUUGAAUGAGUGAGUUGGUGUCUGCUUAAAUUACGUUAUUUUUAAAUAAUUAUUUUCAUCAUGAUCAACGAUGAAAAAUAUGUUUACGGUGACCAGAAUGUGCAAGUUCCUGCUCACUUGAACUUCGGAAAGUUUAUUUUAAAUAAUCUUCGGAAACAUCAGCAUAAUAUAGCUUUGGUGAACGCGACAACUGGCCAAGAGCUAUCUUACAGGGACCUGACCCAGUUCUCCGUGGACCUGGCUGUAGGCCUGCAUAGCCUCGGCGUCCAGCGUGGGGACACCGUGGCUGUGGGGUCGGAGAGCCGCAAUGAGUUCAUUGGCCUCAUGUACGGUAUCAUCUUUACUGGUGCCACGUAUACGCCCAUUGAUAUGGGCUCUGGUAGAGCUAUCCUGCAUCACAAACUAGAGUUAGCGAGACCAAGUUUCUUCAUUUGCUCAAAACUUUUCUGGGAUAAACAUAAGGAUAGCAUUAAGAGUUUUAAGUUUAUAAAAACUGUUAUAACUCUUGAUGAUGAAGCUGAAGAUACAAUUCCAAUACGGAGUAUUAUGAAGGAGAAAGUCGAUGUAGAUCUUUUUGAACCGGCACCAGUUCUUGGCCAAUCAGAUACAGCCAUUAUUCUGUAUUCUUCCGGAACCACCGGCAUGUCUAAAGCAAUUCAACUGACGCAUGAAAACUGCAUUUUGAAUUCUCUACCUGAUGAUUUUAAAUCGGAAUCUCUGCAAGUGGUUUUCAUUUAUGGGGUUUGGUACCAUAAUUAUGAUACAUUUACCUCUUCUAAGUUCCUGACUUUGGGAAGGAAACUUGUUUAUCUUUCUGAUGUUAAAAAUGUACCAGUUGAGGAAAUGAUUAAGUGCUUCGACGAAUUUUCGGUGAAUAUCGCAAUGCUGAUCCCGCCAACUUUAAUUCAAAUAUCUAACAUCAACGUAGACACGCCGUACAAAUUGGAUUCUCUUAAAAUAUUAUACAGCCGAAGCUGUCCACUCCAUGUAAAAACAAUUGAAGAAGUUAAGAAAAGAUUUUCUUCUGAAAUCAAUAUCCUCCAAGGCUACGGCAUGACCGAGGCUGGCGAGCUGUCGUCGGAGAGCUGGGCGCUGCGGGGGCCGCGGGGGGGCAGCGUGGGCAUGGCUUCCCCUGGGUUGACUAUCAAGGUAGUCGAUCCAAAGACCCGCCAAGUCCUCGGAGCGAACCAGCGCGGAGAGAUCUGCAUUCGCGGCCCGGUUCUCAUGAAGGGCUACAUCGGAGUGGAGCCGGAGACUUAUUUGGACGAAGACGGCUUCUUCAAAACAGGAGACUUGGGAUAUUACGACGAUGACCACUACUUCUAUGUUAUUGACCGUCUGAAGGAAAUCAUCAUUCAUAUUGGUUGUAAUGUGGCUCCACUGGACUUGGAGACGAUCCUGCAGCUGCACCCCGACGUGGUCGAAGCCGGCGUGGUGGGCCGCCCCGACCCGGUGGUCACCGAGCUGCCGACUGCCUUUGUGGUGCGCCGGCCUGGAGCAGCUGUCACUGCACAGGAGCUCAUGGAUUUCGUGGCUGCUGAGGUGCCUGAGUACAUGGAGUUAAAAGGAGGUGUAAUAUUCAUCGACAAACUGCCAAGAAAUCCUAGAAAUAAACUUCUAAGAAGAAGUCUAAGGGAUAUGCUGGCCAACCAACGAGUACAAUUUGACUACAAGAUGUUGAACAACCCACUUUAUAUAAUGAGUGAUCAAGAGACAUUACUACCAGCUCAUUGUCAUUUCGGGAAAUACAUGUUAGAUUGUCUACGUAAUUACAGCGAUGAAAUUGCAUUGGUUAACUCGGAAACAAACAAAAGUAUAACGUACAAGGAAUUCACUCAGUAUGCAGUGGAUUUGUCGUACGGCCUCCACCAGUUGGGAGUGAGGAGAGGGGACGUGGUGGCGCUGGGCUCGGAGAGACGCCACGAGUUCCUGCCGACCAUGCUGGCUGUAGUUAUGACUGGAGCUACCUUCACAUCUCUAGACUAUGACGAAGGCCAAGUACCCUUGCUGCAGAAGUUGAACCAAAUUAAGCCGAAGUAUUUCAUCCACACCGACCUUUUCUGGCAAAGAUAUGGCAAGAUGAUGAAGCCGCUGGACUUUAUAGAAACUUGGAUAAGUUUAGAUGAUAGUGCAGACACAGGCAUUCCUGUAUCCACGUUGAUGGAGACAAGUGUGGACGUGAACUUGUUUGAGCCUAUUGAAGUGGACGGUAAAACGGAUGUGGCAGUUGCACAAUAUACGUCUGGAACUACUGGCACGUCCAAGGUUGUAUUGAGUAAUCAUAUCAAUUGCAUUUUAAUGUCGGCAAAACCAGGCUUAAUGAAAGAUACAUUUAAAAUAAUGAGCUGUAGAGCGACUUGGACAAGUAAUUAUGACUGUUUCUUUACUAUUACGUUUUUAAUGUUCGGACGAACGAUUGUUUAUCACCCGGAGCCUACGUACCAAAAUAUUUUGAAUGAUAUCCUAAAAUACCAGGUCAACUUCGCAGUUUAUGAACCUUCCUUUUUGACUUUGCUUUCUAAACAAGAAGAUGUAGAGACGACAAAAUAUCUGCAGGUUUUUUUUUCAUCCGGCAGCGCCCUACGCCGAGAAGUUAUAAACAAAAUUAUGGAAAGAUAUCCGAAGUUACAAUUGCUGCAAGGCUACGGAAUGACAGAAGGAAAUCCUUUGUCUUUUGAAAAGCCAGAUUUUUUCGGGAACCGACUCGGAAGUGUGGGGAAACCCUGCCAUUAUACGACCAUAAAGAUAAUCGAUCGGUCAUCAAGACGCGUGCUUGGUCCGAAUCAACAAGGUGAAAUAUGGUUCCGAGGACCAGUGCUUAUGAAGGGAUACUUACACUACAAAGAUGAAAUACUGGAUACCGAAGGAUUCUUCAACACCGGGGACUUGGGCUACUACGAUGAUGACCACUUUCUCUUCGUUGUCAACAGAGCAAAAGACAGCAUUGUAUACGAUGGCUUUGAGGUGGGAGUAGUGGACCUGGAGAACCUGCUGCUGCGGCACGGGGGCGUGCGCGAGGCGUGCGUGGUGGGCGCGCCGGACGCGGUGUACGGGGACCUGCCCGCCGCCUUCGUGGUGGCCGCGCCCGGCGCCCCCGCCCCAGCCCCCGACGAACUGCGGGCAUACGUCGACAGCCUGGUGGCGCCUCACAUGCGGCUGAGCGGCGGAGUGCGGUUCCUCGAUGCUCUGCCGAAAAACAAACGAGGGAAGAUCCUGCGAGAAUCACUGAAAAACUUGCUGAUUGAUGAGUUAAAGACAGAUGGCAUAGAACAACGCGGACUCGGGUGUACAGAUGGCAUGGCAACUAAAACUAGAAACAGUAAAACCGGUUAAA
Molecule: messenger RNA, 3386 nt
Organism: Plutella xylostella (diamondback moth)
Lineage: Eukaryota; Metazoa; Arthropoda; Insecta; Lepidoptera; Plutellidae
Product: luciferin 4-monooxygenase
Molecular function (GO): CoA-ligase activity
Source: RefSeq, a predicted model, not a curated record